GUCAGUUAUUUCAUAUUAGAAAAGAUCCAUAUAUUCAAUAUUUUUGCAUAUUUUUUUUUAUUUUUCUUGACUUUGGAUGCACCUUUAAUGAAUGAACAAGUUAUUAAUAGUUGGUAUUAGUGGGGUCACAAAUGGUGGUAAAUCAACUUUAGCUCUUAAACUGAAAGAACUAUGGACCAUUUCAUCCAUUAUUCAUAUUGACGAGCUUACCAAGCCAAUGAAUAAAUUGAAAUAUGAUUCUAUUUUGGAUUAUCAUAAUUGGGAUGAAGUUGAAACUUAUGAUUGGGAAAGGAUUAAAAAAGAAGUGACUAUAUCUUCUCAAAAUUUAUUAAAUUCUAGUCGACAAUUAGCUUGCCUCUUGAAUUUUUAUAACUUACAUGAGCAUCAUCCAAUUCUAUUUAUUGAAGGCAUAUUAUUAUUUAAUUCUCCAAUUGAUGAAAUCUUUGAUAUAAGAAUCUUUUUUACAUUAGACAAAGAGGAAUGCUGGAAGAGAAGAAAGGAAAGGGUAUAUGAACCUCCUGAACCCCCUGGAUAUUUUGAAAAAUAUUGCUGGCCUUUAUAUAUGUUUUACAAAUCAGAAUUAGAAAACAAAAUCAAAGUAGACUCAUCUAAAUCUUCCAAUAUUCCAUAUAAUAUAAACUUCAUUAAAGGUGAUAAAGCAAUUGAUGAGACCUUACUUUGGGCUAAUAAGGAAAUAUAUACUCAUUUGUUAAAUUACUAAUACUUCUUUAAUUUAAAAAAUAUAUAUAUAAUUUUUUACAAAAUUUAUUUUCUGUUAUAUAUAAUUUAUUAUUUUAAUAAUUCAUUUUAAAAAAAUCUAAGCUUAAAUAUAAUAAUUUUUUGAAUAAUUUUUGACUCAAUAAUUAUUAUAUUUAAAUGUAUAUAUUUUUUUUAGCAUUUGGUAUUAUAUAAAAUAUAUAACUUUUUAUAUUU
Gordionus sp. m RMFG-2023 is the source of this 933-nucleotide messenger RNA. Its product is annotated as nicotinamide riboside kinase 1-like. The coding region runs from base 92 to 721 and encodes 209 amino acids. Gene Ontology annotation, molecular function: ribosylnicotinamide kinase activity. The transcript is spliced from 6 exons. Gene Ontology annotation, cellular component: cytoplasm. NCBI's taxonomy places the organism in Eukaryota, Metazoa, Nematomorpha, Gordioida, Chordodea, Parachordodidae. The record is from RefSeq and is a predicted model, not a curated record.